CCCAAAUAGAAUGCUACCAAGAAUAUGGCAAACUACCUGCUAGGAUUCGGGGAAUCUUCUUUGGAUUGCUUGUUGUUUAAGAGCUGAGUAAGGAGGGAUUGUGCAUGAUGAACACUGCUGCCCUUCUCGUUGACGUCCUCUAUCUAACCACCGUGUAUUUCUCACUCAGCGUCCAUGGCAGCGGCAUCAUACGGAGGCUUCGACGUGGAAGAGCCAAAGGCCAGAUUCCGGAUGAACAAAGGCUAAUGAACAAAAUUUUGGAGGAUUAUAAUCCGGCCUCCCGGCCUGUUUACAACGCUUCCCACGAGGUUGUGAUAUAUUUUGGCUUAACUCUCACGCAAAUAGCCGAUAUGGACGAAGUAAACCAAGUUCUAACAACCAAUGUUUGGAUCGAACAGCAAUGGAUAGACGAGCGGCUGAAAUGGAAUCCGAAAGACUACAAUGGGUUGGAGAUUAUGCGCAUUCCCUGUGAUAAAAUCUGGCUUCCCGACAUUGUUCUGUACAACAGUGCCGACGAUUUCACAACAGGAUAUAUGCAGAGCAAGGCAAUGGUGGACUUCAAUGGCAGUGUAUUCUGGCCACCUCCCGCCAAAUUAAGGAGCUCCUGUAAAAUCGAUAUUACUUAUUUCCCGUUCGAUGACCAAAGUUGCAAAAUGAAGUUUGGUUCUUGGACAUACGACGGCUUCCAAGUGGAUGUGACAAACAGAUCGGCAGAAGUGGACUUAGCUAACUAUGUUUACAGCGGAGAGUGGGAGCUUAUCGACAUUAAAAUCAUUCGUCAUGAGGUUUACUACGCGUGUUGUGUCGAACCUUAUCCGGACGUGACAUUUACAAUAACCAUGCGCAGGCGUACUUUAUACUACCUGUUUAAUAUCAUUUUCCCAUGUUUGUGGUUGACAAUUCUCAGCUUGCUGGGAUUUUGGUUGCCCCCUGACUCAGGCGAGAAGAUUACGUUAGGCAUCACAGUACUGUUGGCAUUCUCCGUCUUCAUGUUACUUAUAGCCGAGAACAUGCCAGCUACGUCGGAGUUUGUACCACUUAUUGGAAUUUAUCUGACGGUUACGAUGGCCAUGACGUCGUUGUCCAUCAUACUUACGGUGUUUGUCCUGCAGCUGCACCACGUGAGUCCUCAUCAAAAGAGAGUUCCCAAAUGGCUGCGAGUGAUCAUGUUCGAAAUUAUCGCCCGACUAGUGUGCAUGCGCUCAAAUGUGAAGCAACUGCAGGGUCACGACUCCAGCGCACGCCAGGACGACAUUUGUCUCUCCACAUUUAUGGAGUCCAGGGACGAGAAAAACUGCAAUGGCAGUCUACGGCAUCAUCAGGGUACAGUGUCGCGUACUCGAUAUUUUGGUAAACACGGCCAGCGGGAAACAAAGGACAAAAUCACGAAUCACCUUAAAAUUUUAAUUUCCAAACAAGAUAGUGAAGAGGAGUACCAGGACGUGGUAAACCAGUGGCGUUUGGUGGCGCAAAUUAUGGAUCGCUUCCUCUUCUGGUUGUUUUUAAUCGGCUCCACUAUAUCAACUAUCAUCAUUCUUGUGUUUCUUCCCAUGGGAAAGCCUGUGAAACACGUGGAGUGAUGUAGCGGUGGUAAGCAUCGUGGUAAGCA
This is a messenger RNA of Liolophura sinensis, 1609 nucleotides long. RefSeq names its product neuronal acetylcholine receptor subunit alpha-10-like. Gene Ontology annotation, biological process: monoatomic ion transmembrane transport. The record is from RefSeq and is a predicted model, not a curated record. The transcript is spliced from 7 exons. Gene Ontology annotation, cellular component: postsynaptic membrane. Lineage: Eukaryota; Metazoa; Mollusca; Polyplacophora; Chitonida; Chitonidae. Gene Ontology annotation, molecular function: transmembrane signaling receptor activity; acetylcholine-gated monoatomic cation-selective channel activity. The coding region runs from base 105 to 1580 and encodes 491 amino acids.